UAUAUGUAUUUAAUAUGCACUCAAUGAGUAAUGACGAGUGAAAACAAAAUAAACAAUUUCUACGAAUAAACAAAUCAGUAUUGUGGCAGGAAAUUCGAGUACAAUAUAUACAAUACAUCUGGAAAUAUUCACUAUUUGUACUCAGAAAAAGAAUAAUAAUUCUGACGAGACAUCGAUAACACUUCAACGCUAUGGAAAAUUUGCCACAGAAGUGCCUGGCGCCUAAUUGCAGCUCAACGAUAGAUCAACCGGAAAUCAGCUUCUUCGAUUUUCCCAGUAAAGGGAACCGCGACCUGAUACGAUCGUGGAACAAAGCCUUGGGAUUCCGUGCCAACUGCAAACACAUCCCGGAUCCGAAGGUGUGCGAACGGCACUUCCAACCGGAGGAACUAGAUCGUAACGUGAUACCGGUGGCAUUCGCCCGGCCAGGUGUUGUACCCUCCUGGGUAGAUUUAGAGUCGACUGGGGAGGAGGGAGAACAGGGAUCUAGCUACUGCCGGUUAUGUGCGAAACUAGAACGGCAACCAAUGGAGAAUAGUGUGGACAAGUUGAUGCAGUGCAGCGAAACAGCCAAACUGCUAGAAAUUUGCUUGCAAUCAAGCCUAGGGUACGAUAUGCUUCCGAGUGAGGUGUGCAACACGUGUGCAUGCAUGAUGAAGUCCUGGAUUAAGUUUGUGAAGACUUGUAGGGCGGCGCAGUACAAGUUGAUCAAGUUAUCAGGAGUGAUUAAACAUGAUGGAGAGGAAGAAACAACGAUGUCGGAGACAGAAGCAGUCGUUACAACAAACAUCAAAAGAGAACUGAGGGAAUCCAAUGAACUUCCAGCGAAUGGUUUACUGAUUGGACUCGAAGUGGAUGUUAAAAGCCAAGAAGCACACUAUGAUAUGGAUGAAGCUGUGGAGUUCGAAAACGAUGUGUCAGCGACUGUUGAAAAACACGAUAACGAGCAUCCUGAUGUGAAUGUAAAGAUGGAGCCUUGUGAUACAAACGACGACUCGGAUUUUGAUGCCACAAAUGAUUACGUUGCAGAUGCGGAGAGUAACUUUGAAAUGGAUGAAGAUGAUGACGAUGAGUAUGUUCCAGAAGGGAAGUAUAAGGGUAAAUUAGGGGACAACAAAGCAUUGAAACAUGAAAUCAACGAAGAGAACCAAGUCGAAGAAAACCCAAAGAGAAAACGCGGUCGACCUAGGAAACAUGAGCCUCGUCCUCCCAGAGAGCCUCGAAAACCCAAAGAGAAGCGGGACAAAAGUGACAAGCCGGCUUCACUGUGUAAGCAAGUUUGCCAAGUCUGCGGCAAAAUUCUUUCCAACAGUGCCUCGUUCAGCGUCCACAUGUUGAUGCACACGCAGCAGAAAGAUGUCGUAUGUCCGAUUUGCGGCAAGCGGUUCUAUAUCAAGCAACAGCUUAAGGUUCACGUAGAGUCCAUCCACGAGAAGAAGGACUUUGUGUGCAACAUCUGUGGACUGAAGUGUCGCUGGCAAAAGAGCCUUCGCAGACACAUGCUGCUGCAUGACGAAAACCCUUACAAACAUAAGUGCACCUACUGUGACAAAGCCUUCUCGAGACCUAACCAGUUGCGGCAUCAUGUCAUGAAGCACACGGGAGACCGGGUGUAUUGCGAUAUCUGCGGUGCAGACUACAGAUUCAACUACAUGUUGACGCAACACAAAAUACGGAAGCAUGGAAUUGUAAUCGAAGGCGUGCAGCUGUAUAAGCAGAGCGCACGAAGAAAGAAAAGCGAAGGAGGAAACCAGCUCACCAGUGCCAUAUGCAAUCGUGUCGUUCAGCAAGCCGAAGCACAAGUUCAGCCAUUGGUGCAUUCUUCCAUAACCAUAGAACCUAUGACCUUUUCUGAACAUGACCGUAUUGAGCAUAGCGACCAAACACAUGUCUCGGAUUUAGGAAGUCCCGUCGCAACUGACCCAUCGUUCGAAACGAUUGGAUCCUCCGACGAUACGACAUCAAAUGCUCAAGGUGACAAUCACCUGAGAGAAUCCAGUGGAACAACUCAACUAAAUAUGUCCACAUCGUCGGGACUGUUAGACUUUCAAGCGAUUGGUAGACAAUAAAAUCAAUAUAGUAAGAUCAACAUGAAUCGAAGAAGCGAUCACGUUAAAU
Molecule: messenger RNA, 2118 nt
Organism: Aedes albopictus (Asian tiger mosquito)
Lineage: Eukaryota; Metazoa; Arthropoda; Insecta; Diptera; Culicidae
Product: zinc finger protein ZIPIC-like
Exons: 2
Coding region: 192-2069 (625 amino acids)
Biological process (GO): positive regulation of transcription by RNA polymerase II
Cellular component (GO): nucleus
Molecular function (GO): zinc ion binding
Source: RefSeq, a predicted model, not a curated record